This is a messenger RNA of Orcinus orca (killer whale), 3611 nucleotides long. RefSeq names its product testis expressed metallothionein like protein (gene TESMIN). Gene Ontology annotation, biological process: regulation of DNA-templated transcription. The coding region runs from base 409 to 1959 and encodes 516 amino acids. The transcript has 9 exons. Lineage: Eukaryota; Metazoa; Chordata; Mammalia; Artiodactyla; Delphinidae. Gene Ontology annotation, cellular component: nucleus. The record is from RefSeq and is a predicted model, not a curated record.
GUCUGCAGAGGGGAGGGGGACGGUGGGCCCCCUAGUCAGCCUCGAGGGGGCGGCGGGACCCCCUCUCCAGUCGUCCCCGUUAGGGGCGGCGGGACCUCCAGGUCUGCCCCUCGGGAAUGACGGACCCCCGUCCCUUUCAGUCCCAGUCGGCCGGUCGGGCCAGCAGGGCCCCUUCUCCGGUCGGCCUCGCCGGUGCGGGGUGGGGGCUGGCCCCCUAGGCCGGCCUCUCGGGAGCGGCGGGCCCCCCCGGGUCAGAUCCCCGGGAGCGGCGGGCCCCCUGGGUCGGCGGCCGGGGCGGGUGGGGGCCGCCGCCUGACUGGGCCGCGUCGUUGCAGGUGUGCGGUUCCCGCCGGAUCCCCCUCGCGCCGGGUGCGGGGCGAUGCCCGGGCCCGGGUGCCCCCAGUGGACAUGGAAGAGGCCCCUCUGCUGGGCGGCAUGUGCAGCCCCGAGGACGAGAUGGUGACAGACCUUUUCAGCGCCGAGAGUCAGUUUGUUCCUGAAAACCUUCCCCUGAAAACCCCGGUGCCGGUGAAACACGAGGCAGACGAGUUCCACGUCUUCAAAGACGCGUGCCUGGGCUCCGCGGACCCCAAAGAGCCCCCGCUGCACGCCUUCAACGCCCCGCUCGACGGGGACUGCAAGGGCAAAGUCAAAGUGGAGCUGCUGGUGGAUGAGAACGGAGAUGAGGAAACGCGCGGGGAGUUCCCGAGUCUUCCCAAGCUCAAUCCCCUGGAAGACGCCGUUCUUCCCGCCGCCCAGCAGCCGCAAGCCUACAACCUCUACUUCCUGUCCUCCCUGCUGACCCCGCACAGGAGUCCUGCCGUCGGGCCCCUGGGCACGUGGGCCAGGGAAGGAGCCGCCCACCCCGGCGUCCGCGUGAUUCCAGUUGAAAUCAAGGAAGCAGGUGGUACUAUCGCAAGUAACAAUCUGGAGGAAGCAACUUUUCAGAGCCUUCCGGCCCAGGAGUCCUGUUGCAAGUUCCCAACAGCACAAGAAGCAGAGGAUGCCUCUGGCUGCUCUCAUAAGAAAGACUCUAACCCAAUGGUGAUAUAUCAGUUGAAAGGGGGUACACAAGUGCUGUGUAUAGACAAUUGUGGCACAAGAGAACUAAAAGCACUUCAUUUGGUUCCUCAGUAUCAAGACCAAAAUAAUUAUCUACAGUCAGAUGUCCCUAAACCCAUGACUACUUUAGUAGGAAGAUUUUUGCCAGUACCAGCAAAUUUAAAUCUCAUUACACAACAACUUGAUAAUGGAGCCUUACCAUCCGUAGUCAACGGGUCUGCUUUCCCUUUGGGAUCAACUCCUCCAGGACCACCAAAAAUGACUUCGGCUAGGUACUGUGAUUGCUUUGCAAGCGGGGACUUUUGCAACAAGUGCAAUUGUAAUAAUUGUUGCAACAAUUUACAUCAUGACAUGGAACGGUUUGAGGCCAUUAAGGCAUGUCUUGAUAGAAAUCCGGAAGCUUUCCAACAAAAAAUUGGGAAAGGACAAUUGGGAGACGUUAAGCCUCGACACAGCAAAGGAUGUAAUUGCAAGAAGUCAGGCUGCCUUAAGAAUUACUGUGAAUGCUUUGAGGCCAAAAUUAUGUGUUCUUCUAUUUGCAAAUGCAUCGAUUGCAAAAAUUAUGAAGAAAGCCCAGAACGAAAAACACUAAUGAACAUGCCAAACUAUAUGGAAAUCGGAGGUUUUGAAGGCGGCCAUCAUUUGUCAACAACUAAAUUUUCAGGACUACCAAAAUUCAGAAAAGAUAGGCAGUCAUCCUCAUGCAUCUCCUGGGAGGUGGUGGAAGCCACGUGCGCCUGCCUGCUGGCUCAGGGCGAAGAGGCCGAGAAGGAGCACUGCUCUGAGAGCUUGGCAGAGCAGAUGAUCUUAGAGGAAUUCGGGAGAUGCUUGUCGCAGAUUCUCCAUAUUGAGUUUAAAUCCAAAGGGUUGAAAAUUGAGUCAAGUACAACGUGGUGAAAUGUGCAUGCAUGUAGAUUUUGUCUCCAUAUUCUGCAGGGAAACUCGUUUAGAAAAGUUGUUUUAAGGACCAUGAGGCCAGGUCUACACCAACAGCUUCAUCAUUAAAAUCAAGCUUUCCCUCUGCAUCAGGGCACCAAGGGGUUACUCAGAGUCUCUGAGGGAUUUGGCGAUUAAAACCCUCCCUCCGUUUUUGAGGAGGUGCAUGACAUAACUGCUGUUGUCUGGACCCGAGGAGAGAGCAUGUGUUCCUGUGAUCCCGGGAGAAUUGUCUGCACUGACACUGAGUCAUGGAGGGUGGAAGCAGGCCCUGGAGAGAAGUAAAAGUCAUUCCUAUUGACUUCACCCUCUCCCGGGAAUUUCUUCCUCUGGCGGGUUCUCUGCAUAAAAAGCCAUAAUGAUUUUCCCCUAAAUUGUUUAGAAACAAAUUCUCCAGAUAGGCUGCUAAGAUACAACCUAAAAUCUGUAGAGAACUACUGAAUACCUUGGAGAAUUUCUGAGUGUAGAUGUUUCCCCAGAGUCACAGGAAUUACCAGUCUCCUCUAGGGCCACAGUGAAAUGCAGACAGCAGGGUUGGUUUGGUCAGUAGCAUUUUGAGUUGUGGGACUGAAAAUUAUCUAGUUUCUUAUGUGUUUCCAUUUAAAUUGUGGAAAAGCUCUAUUAUCCAAUUAACUUCUCCAUAAUUAUUGUUAUAAUAUUAUUAUUGUUUGUAAAGUAACUAGUUUGCAGAAAUCAGCAGGUAAUAUAAGUUAUUAAGUUGACUCUCUUUUGGUUCUAUUGUAAAAGCAAAGAGGAAUAAAAUUUUGACAUGUCUUCCAUUGUUGUGAUUAACUUAGUAGUGGAAAAAUAUACUCGUUAUGUUUCUGUGUUCAUUAAUAGUAUUGGCUCCUUGGAGAAUGUUUAGAAAGCUCAUUUACAAACACACCACUAAAAGAAGUGGGGUCAUAGGGCCUGGCCACUAGGCACAUCAGUAAGCCAGGAGCCAAGGAGCAAGCUGAUGAUUUGUAGAGUUGUGUUUGGAACAGCCUAGCUCUGAUGGGGAACCAAAGCGGGGAAAAGAAAUUCUUAAUUCUUCUCUGUUUCAACGCCUUUGUGACCCCUUGGGAUCUGGGUUCUGUGGCAGAAAGCCGGAGGUAGAGACAAGCAUUGUAGGAUGGCGGAGUUCUCCAUGAGCAGUGUUCCCUGUUGCUCUGCGUGCUUUCAGUCCCAUCAACAUCUCGAGACAGAGCAGGGAGGGCAUGCUGUGGAGGAGCCCACCUAGCCCACUUCACCCUUGGGGGCUGGAGGGGACUUGGAAAUGGGGGGCUUUGUGACUCCUUCUGGGAGGGCUGCCCUCCUUUCCACGUCCCUCUUGGCAGUGCUGCCAACUGCAAUAUCUGCCGACCACAUACAAUUUAGAAUUUUCUAGCAGCCAUAUAUGAAAAAAGUAAAAAAGGAACAGGUGAAAUCAGUUUAAUAAUCUUUUAUUUAACCCCAUAUAUCCCCAACACUAUCAUUUCAACGUAUAAUCAAAAUAAAAAUGAUUGAGAUAGUUCGCAUUCUUUGUAUGUACCAAAUAUUUGAAAUCCAGUGUGUAUUUUACACUUGUAGCACAUUCCAAUUUGCAUCAGGCACAUUGUAAGUGCCCAGGAGCUGCACGGUGCAGGUGUGGA